Messenger RNA from Cinara cedri, 18492 nucleotides. The record is from the annotation of a GenBank genome assembly. Lineage: Eukaryota; Metazoa; Arthropoda; Insecta; Hemiptera; Aphididae.
AUGUACACAUGUGAUAUAUGUAAAAAGAAUAUAAUUUUCAAAAGGAAUAUUGUGAGACACUUUAAGAAUGUACACAAUUUAACAGUAGGUAGCAUAACAAGUAGUAGAGAUGGUAAUUUUAAAUGUCCCAUGUGCGAGAAUCAAUUUGCCGGAAGAAGUUCACUUAGGCGACACGAAAAGUCAAAACAUAAAAUGAUUAUCACAGCUCCGUUAAAGAAUAUAAAGUGAGUAUCUAUAUUAUUAAGAUAAUAAUACCUAUUUUACUACUUUUAACAUAUUGCAUUAUAUUAUUGCCUUAAUGGAAUUUCUUUUUAAAAAGAUUCAUUGUUAGUAAUAGUUUUUUAGUUAUUUAUGUAUCAUAUGUUUUCAGUAAUACUCUUGCACCAAUAAAAAUAAUAGUAAACUAAUAGAAUAUUAUACUGUAUACAAAAUCUGUAUUAAUUAAUUUAUAAAAAAUAUUUUAUAUUUUUAGGCAUAGUAAAUGUGUAACAUUCGAACCGAGCAAAUUGGAUGACUAUCCCUUGUUUAAGGUAUCGUUUAUUUUAAAUCAAUUUAUAAGUUAACACUUAUCUAUUCAAUUUUAACAAAUAAACAUUUUUGAGCCAAGCAAUAAGCAUCAACUAGAAACAUAUUUAAUUUAAAUACAGACAAUAUCCAGUUCGCAGGAAAAGAUAUAUUUUAUAUUGUUGUAUAUUAUAUUAUAACAGUGAUAUAUAUGUAUAGAAUAUCUUACAUUAAAAGGUUAAUAAAAUAUUAAAAUGUAUAAAAUAAAUACAUUUACAGGGUAAUUCACUAAACGGUAUCAACAGUAUCAACUAUGCUGUGAUUAUAGACAUCGAAGGCCUUUAAAUAUUGAUAAAAAGACAUCUAUAAAUUUCAUUAUAAAACAUUCAAAUUAUAAUGAAACUAGUAAAAACUAAGUCCAGUAGAAAGUUGUUGAAACUAAUUUAAACAUUAUUUAGCACCUUAACAUUUUUUUAUAUUUUCCAAAUUAUGACUAAAAGUGAAUUAUCAAAGUAAUUAAACUGUUAGUUGAAAAGUACUUUGACACCACUCAUACUAGUAGUUACAUUGAGAGUCAUGCUACAAAAAUUCCAUAAGAUCCAACUUAUAAUAUUUGAUUGAUUAUUAAAAAAAGAAAAAAUAUAGUACUCUGUUUUUUUUUUUUAUCAUUAUUAUAUAUUAUUAAAUAUUAUUGUUCCAGACAUUGAUACCUGAAGAUUAUGUUUACAAAAUUAACCACAUUGAAAUGUUGGAAAAUAAUUAUUUUAGAGCAAAAUUUGAGAUUGCUGAUUGCACCGAGGACAUGUUUUUAAUUUGGUUAUCGAAAUUAGAAAAAAAAUCUAAAGUCACAUACAGAGUUAAAUCUUUCACAAGGUCAACGAGUACGAAAAUUGUAUUUAAUGUAAAUAAAAAAAAAAAAAAUCAAACAAAAUACAACAAUUAAUUAUUAUUACUAUUUAUUCAUUUUUAUAAUAUUAUAAAUGAUUGAAUAGUUGAUUAUUAUUUUUAGAAAGUUUAUAGAUGCAUUCAUAAUACAUUUCCGGGAAAAUACCAUAAUCCUCAUCCAAAGCAUACUGGAUGCCCUGCUACAUUAACUAUUCGAAUAAAGAAAUGCAGUGAAGCAUUGUACGUAUUCAAUUAUAAUUAUAGUAAAGUUUAAAUAAAUUAGAUACUUAUACAUUUAUUAUUGACUUAUUUUAGACCGAUAAAAAAUACAAUGGCUGACAACAAUAUGAUGUUGAUUCCUCUAAAAGCAAUUGUGACGCUGUAUCAUUAUCACAAUCAUGAAUUUGUAGACAUACAGAAAAUAAAAUCCACAAAAAAGACUCCACAAAAUAUAAACAAAACAGAAUGUAAUGGAACUUCUAUACAAACUAAACAACAGACUAAUUUGAAUAAAGAAUAUUUUAAUAAGUCUAAUAGAAUAAACUCCAUGGCAUACAGCUCCCAAUUAUCUGUCAGAAACGUUGAAUACAAUGAAAGCACAUCAGAAUUUAUCGAUGCUAAUAUUAUACUAUACCAAACUGAUGGCAAUGAAGUUAUAUUAAAUGACCAAACUCAAAAAACGAUUAUUGACAAUGAUAAUUUUGAAUUAUCUGAAGAAUUUGAUAACUAUAUCAUAGUUGAACACGUAAAUAUCGAAAAUUCAUUACAUAAUGAUGAUAAUAAUUUCAUUCCAACUACAUCAAAUAUGUUGAAGUUAUAAUACUGUUGAUGAAAUAGCCUAAAAUGGUGUAGCAAUAUUUGAAUUUGAUCCUAAAUAUUAAUCAUUGGAAACCAAAAAAGAACUUUACUAAUAAAUUAGUUUGGAGAAAAACAUCUUUUGAAAUAAAAUAUAUGGUAUGUUUCAACUGAUAUUUUUUUUUUAUAAAAAAAUUAUGCUAAUAUUCUUUAAUAUGAUAAAUGAAGCAUUCUUUCAUGAUACAAUUAGACAGUUGCUGUUUUAUGGAUUAGUGUUGGAAGACCAUUUGUAUACAAAUGAAGUUUUUUUGUACAUAUGCAAUUUAUUUGUAACAAUUAUGUAAAUUUCUAAUUUAUUAUGAUAGUAAUAUUUUAACUAUAUGAAGUUUAUAUUAAAUGAUUUAUAUUAUAUCUUAUGUGAGAUUAAUGGAUGUUGUACAUUUUUUUUUUAAAUUUAAUUUUUACUUUACAAUAGCAAGUAUUAAAAGCAUGUCUCCUUGUUUCCCCUUCACUUCACCGCAAUGGGCAUAUAUGGAUACAAAGACUAAAAAAAAAUAAGUAUAAGAUAAGGAAAACAAAAAAUAUAAGCAGCAACAACUCAUCUUCAUAAAAAUUAAAAAUAUUAUUAAAUUGAAUAAUUUGUCUACUGUUUUUAUUUAUUUAUCAUUUUAUCAAGGCACGUGAUUGAAAAUGAUUGCUAAACCUAAAAUUUGAGUCAUGUUUGUAAUUUAAAUUGAUUUUUCAAACCUUUUAUAUAAAUCGAGUUGAAAUUUAAUAAUUCAGGUGCUUUAUUUAUGAGAAGUUCCUAUUCCAAGUUUUUGCUGUGAUAUUGGAAGAUUAGCCGAUCAAAUUAUCAUUAAUAUGUUAACUUAGUGUAUUUGAUAUAAGCCACAAGAAUACCAUUAAUGAUUACUUCAAGUUAUUUUUAAACCAUUUUUAUUAAAUUAUGGUAAAUAAUUUGAGACUACAACUUAAUAGGUACAACUAUAUAGGAUAUUAUACACUCUGUUAUUUGACUGUAAAAAAUAUUUUGCCAUGAAGAAAUACCUGGACUAUAAGCUCGAUUAAAAAAAAAAAAUUCACACUAUACAAAAUAAAGAGAAUUUACACUAUGCAACAUUAGUUUAAGUUUUUAAAACUCGAAUAAUUUAUUUUAUUAUAGUGAUAUGGCCAAAUUAAAAUCAAUGUUGCACAAAUAAAGUUGUCAUUAUUUUGUGGUGGAAAUUUGGUUUUUUAAUUCAGUCUUGAGUAGUUAUGCACAUUUCACUAAAUUAAUUUAUUUUUCUAGUUAAUCACAGAUUAAAAUAUACGUUAAUUUGUGCAUUCUACAUAGAUAUUAGUCUACCGGAUACAUAGAUAUUAGUCUACCGGAUACAUAGGUAUGUACCUUAUUCAAAUUUUAUGAAUUACAUUAUAUGAAUCACAUGAUAUCAAGUAGCUACUAUAUAUAUGUAAUAAUUGUUUGUCAUGGACUAAAAUCAUACUCAAUCUUAGUCCGAGAUGUCCUUUAUAUAUACUAAUUUAAUCCAGUUGUUAAUAUUUUAGCCAGGUAUUAUUUUUUAAUAUUGUUAAAACAUUACUAGCAUUAAAAUAUUCUCAAGUUAUUUUUGCUUAUCAUCUUUAUAAUUAAUUAAUAAUUAUUUUAUAAUUUAAUAUCUUUAUUUUUUCAUUAUACUCAAAUAUUUUUUGUUGUUUUGGUUAACUUAGAAAUUAUAAACAGUACCUAGCCAGUCUUCAAUUUAAUUUUAAAAUAUAUCAUUAUAAAUUGAUCAUUUUUUGAAUUAAAAAUGCUGGAACUAAUUAUUAUUAUAAAUUAUAAUUAUAAACAAAGCAUAAUAUUUUGUAUAAAAACAGUAUUUUCAAUGAGUAGGUAUUAUUCUACAUUUGGAUAUCAUUAGAUGAACUGCACACUAGAGAAAUGUGUAAAUAAAAACUUUUUAUACCAACGCUGUUUGUUUCAAAAACAAUUUAUUGAAGAAACUUAAACAAUGAAACUUUAGAAUAAUAUUAAAUAUGAUCAGUUUUUUCCAUUUGAUUUUCGUUCACUAUCUUAUAAUCAAGUUGUGAUGUGGAAUCGCUAACCAAUGAACCAACUGAUGUAGAGCAUAAACUUGUGUUGUUACAAUAAUUAAUACCCUGUGUAGUUUUUAAUAUAUUAAUUAAUCCAUUAAUUUGAAACAGAAAUGCUUUAAAACACGUAAUAGUAAUUUCAUUUAAAUGUGGAAACAAACCUAUUAAAACAAUCUUUUUGGAUUUUCAUCCGGUGUAUGUUGUUUAAUCUUAAUAUUAUUAUAUUAAUCUUUUAUCUUGCUUUAAGUUGCAUUGGUAAAUAGAUAAUUAAUUUAAUAUUAUUUUUAUAAACAUAGGUUUUUUAAUUAUAAUCAUAUUUUUUUUUGAAAAUAAAUAACCUAUUUAGCUGGAUUUUCGCUAUACAAAUCAAGUAGAAGUAUUUGAAAAAUCUAGUUUGGAUUUACCAAAUCCAAUCUUCCUUUUAAAUUGUUAGUUUUACAAAUUAUUUUUCGAAAGACUAGGUAUGAAGCAAUUUCUUUAUUAAGAAAAUUGAUAAUAAUUACUGGAUUGUAAACAAAUAAUUUUUAAUAGGUACUUCAUUCAUUAUUCAUUGUGAGGAGAAUUAAUUUUGUUUAAAGAUAAUAUUGUGUGGGAGAUGAGUAUUGACUUAAAAAAAAACAUAACAUUAUUAUAGAUAAUGGGUACACCAAUAUUUAUUAUUAUGGCGUAAAAAAUUUCGUUUUUAAAUAAUCGAUAAUAUUAUGUUUUUGUUCGUGGUUUUUUACGGUGGGGGAGUGGAUGGCCGACUGUUAAGAAAACGCGGCAAAUAUUUAUGGGUACAUGAAAAAAACGCGGUAACAAUAAAAACACGGCAACGACGUAGUACUACCUAUUACUUUAUGAGUUGGCGGCAAUGUGCGGACCCCCUCCAAUCGCGACAUUCGUUAUUUUCUCCAAUAAGAAGGUUCGUUAUAUUCGCCACCAGCCAAUCAGUGCGGUUGUUAUAUUCGUACAUCGUCGAUCAAUGACGUCGACCUCGGCUACAAACAAACUGACGCCAUUGUGUUCCGUGCUGUUGUUCGUUGUUUUCGUCGUCACUCACUCGCCGUUGGUAUUCUCCUGGUAUUCUGUAUCUUUUCUUCUGCCAUUUCGCGUAUCAUCCGUCAGUUCUAUUAAAAGUAAGUACGAGUUUUCCUGAAAUCGAAUUUUGUAUUUGUUUUUCAAUCGCGUCCGUACGGUGCUCAUUUCGCGAUCGUAAAGUCUCCGGUAUGCCAAACAUUGGCUCCAGAUCAAAGCGUCCCUUGCUAACUUUCACCCGAUCAGGCAAAUUUCUGAUUUCUUAACAAAUACGGCUGCGCCCUAUUAUUUUCGCUUCAAUAUUUUGUUUUGUAAAACUUUACCGAUAAAUUUGGCGUUUGAUUUAGUGGUUUUUAUAUAGAAAAACGGGACUAUAAGCAAUUUGUUACAAUUUUUUGAGGGAUAGGUGUAAAAUUUUAAUAAUAUUUCAAUCAUUAGCCGUGUUGUUUCUGACCGCCGGUGAUAUUCAUUUUUAUUAUUUAUUAUUAAUUAAUUAAUUAAUUUUCUUUAUCCAGGUAAAUCAUGGCCCGUACUAAGCAAACCGCUCGUAAAUCCACUGGAGGUAAGGCACCGCGUAAACAAUUGGCAACCAAGGCUGCUCGUAAAAGCGCUCCGUCCACUGGAGGAGUAAAGAAACCUCAUCGUUAUCGUCCUGGUACAGUCGCCCUUCGUGAAAUUCGUCGGUACCAAAAGUCUACUGAGUUGCUGAUCCGCAAAUUGCCAUUCCAACGCUUGGUCAGAGAAAUCGCUCAAGAUUUCAAGACAGAUUUGCGUUUCCAAAGUGCAGCUAUUGGAGCAUUGCAGGUUCAUAAUGGUUUUAAUACUUAAUUACUUUUUUUUAAAUUCUCAACAGUAGGUAUUUCUAAAAAUAAUAAGUUAUCAAAUAAUUGAAACAAAUGUUCAACAGUUAAUUUAUAAUAAUAUUUUAUGGUGUGCUGUGUUAAAAGCAUUUUAAUUGGUUCCAUUUUUACAAUUUGUAUUGUUUUAACUUCAAUAAGCAUAUUAUAUCAUAAAAAUACUAAUUAAUUAAUGAUAUUUGGUAGUUGACCCAGUAAAUACAGUUUAUUUAAUGAUUAAUAUUAUCUAAACUGUUAAUUUAUUGACUAAGUAUUUAUAAUAUUUAUUAUUUAUAAUAUUUAUUUUAUAAUAAAUACAUAACUGAAUUACAGGAGGCCAGUGAAGCUUAUUUGGUUGGUCUGUUUGAAGAUACCAACUUGUGCGCCAUCCACGCCAAACGUGUCACCAUUAUGCCCAAAGAUAUUCAAUUGGCCAGACGUAUCCGUGGUGAACGGGCUUAAUUCACCCUCCACAUUCCUCUCAAUUUUUUUCAUCAGUUUUCUGGGUUUAUACAUGAUACAGUUUUUAUUAUUACUAUACUAUGAUUUUUUUUUUUAUAUAUUUCAUAUAAUAUAUAAAACGUGUGUGUGUGUGACAGUAAUUUGUAGGACUCUUAAUUUGUUUAAACUUAUUUUUAAUUAAUAAAACAAGUGUUCAUUUUAUUCAAUGUCAGUAGCUGGAUUUUGUAUUACUCGUCUGUAAAUUAAUGUUAAGACAAAAACCACAGCUAGGUAAUAAUUUAUUUCUAAUCACAGCUAUACUUAAUUAAAUACAAUUAAAUUUAAUAUUUACAAUAAUUUAAUUAAAUAGUUGCCUAAGAUUAUUAGACUUUAUUAAAACAUAAGGUAAUUCAUUUUUUUUUUUUUUUUUAUGUGUGUAUUUACAUAGUUGUGUAUCCCAAACUGCUACCUAGUUAUUCCUUUAUAACUUACAGUAGUAAUUUCCUUUCAUAAAAAACUCAAAAUGUAUACUAAUGUCUUUUAAACCAUUUUAACAUUUAAUAUGUGGUGUAUGGAUUACUCUAAAUUCGUUUAACGAGUUUAUAUGUAAUAAAAUAUUGAUAUAUAAACAAAAAGUUGUUAUGAUAUAUUCUAUUUUUCAGUAAAACCAUUGAUUAUUAUACAAUUGAUGGUAAAACUAUUGAGUUAGGUAUUCAUUAGAACUUUCAAAUACAAUUUGUUUUAAACAAUAUGCAGCUUAUUGUUUGACGGGUAAUGCUUGAUGGGUCAUUUGUAUGAAAAAUUAUAAAAUCUAAGAUUUAGGUAUGCAAGAACAGAGAUUAGAGAAAAAAGUAUUAUAAAAAUAAAAGUGUUUGAAUGCUUAUUAAACAUUAAUAAAAGCAUAGCGAGGAAAUGUUAAAUUGGUUAUAGUGAUUGCUUUUUUUUUUUCUCGGCAUUUUUUGUUUCUAAACCACAUUUUUUCUAUAAAUAGUGCUUCAACCAUCUACUAAUUUAGAAUGGUUUCUUAUAUAGGUACAAUUCUUUCUAACGACUGCAUUAGGCAAAUCUUUUUUCUAUUUUCCUUUAAGGUUUUUUUUAAAUAAUGGGGAAAAUGUCAGAUAACCACAAAUACCAGAUAAUUCACUUAUCUUGAACCAACAAUUUUCUCAAGAUUUUAAGUCUGGUGGUUCUAGUGUAUGGUGAUCAUACCAACAUUUUUGGUUUUUACCUAUUACAAUUUUCAAUAUUGUUUUGUUAAGUAAAAUUGGAUUGAUUAAGUAGUUGAGAAUUUAUAUCUAGUUUUUAUUCAUUAUUUUUAUCACUAAUAAUGCAUUCCACUGAGGAUUAAAGAUUUUGAUUGCAUCUAUAGGUUAUUUAUUAUUCGUCUGAAUAAUCUGACCUAGCCUAAGUUCUAAAUAAAUUGGAAUUCUUAACCUAACCUAUUAAAAUGUGACCUGUCUUUUUGAAUGGGUCACGCUAAUCAAAUACUCUAGAUGACAAUAUGGGAUAUUCAAUGAUAACAAACGUCGAAAUUGUUGUGGUUGCCUAUCAUACUACUGCUAUCGGCUAUGGUUUACACAAGUUGCCUAUAUGAAAAAUAAUUUAAAUUUCUACUAAAAUAUCCAGCCUUUAUUCGAAGUACUGUUCGGUUAUAAUAACGAAUAACCUAAAUAAUUAUUUCAAUAAUUUUUAAAGAAUAAUCUGAGCUAAAAAUAAAUAAAUUAUACAUGGUUUUUUUCUAUUAAUAUAGUGGGGAGGAUGGUAUUACACAAAUCUUUGGAAAUUUUUAUUAAUCUCUCCUUAUGUUUAUUUUCUCCAAAUAUCUUGUGUUUGAAAUGUUCUGUUCUUUACACCUACCAUUAUAAAAUUACUUCACACAAGAAUUGUUAUUUUUGGAAUUGCAAAAACAAGAGCAGGAAAAUCCGGAAUUGACAUUUCAUAAAUUUUUCUACUAGUGAUAAAUUGUUAAAGUUAAAAAAGUUAAAUUUUUACUAUUGUCUUAACAAAUUUAAACUUCAAUUAGUGUAUAAUAUGGAGUGUAUGGAUUCAUUAUUAGUUAUUGAAAAAUUAAAAUAUUUACCUAUAUAAUAUAUAAUAUUUUUUCAAAAUACCAGGGAUCCUAUAUAAACGGUAUGUUCCUAAAACAAUUUCAACACCUCAGACUUCAGAAUUGUUGUCAUUGAAAGAACUAGAAACAUCAGGAACAAGACAACCAAAGUUUGAUACAAGUAAUACAUUCGGUAAAAAAAUUACAGUUUUAAUAGGAACAAUAUAACAUGUAUUUGUGUUAUUAUUAAAUAGGCACCAAUGCAAAAAUGUAAAUAUAUUCUCAGGGAACUUCUUGCAUCUAAAGUGUAUAAUGGUACAAAUGUUUCAAUCCCAACAGUGGGUUAAGUGCCAGAAUGAAGUCUUAGAAAACCAGGGUUGAGUAGAAGUAAUACAUUUAAUUACAAUUUAUAAUAAACUGUUUCAAAAGAAACAAUACUACACACAUUUGUAUUGUUAUUAUAAUUAAACAGGUGUCGAUGAAAAUAUUGAUGUUAUGAAUAAUAAAAAUCAAAAGCUUAACAUGCUGUAAAAUUUGUGAAGAUAAUAGAUGAUUUGUUUGAUGUGUUCAACAGAGGUUCAUUCAAUUAACCAAAAAUAUUUCGAAAAUCAUUGACUGAUAUUUCGAAGCAUUGGGUCUUUUUAAACUAGUGUUUUGAAAUAAUAACAAAAUUAAAAAAAAAAAAAAACAGCCACUGUAUAUUAAUGGUUGGCUUUUGAAUAUUAAUAGUUUAAAAAUGUUGUUUAAGGAUUUACAUAAUAAUUUUGAAUUUGAAUAUUUACUUACUAGACGACUGAUUCAAGAUUAUUUUCUGUAGCACAUGCAAAAUGUUACUCCAGAUUCGUUAUAAGUUUUAUUCGGCCAUACAAAUGUGCGCAGCACAAAAACUUCUAGUUCCACCUGCAACUGGAAAUUGUGAAACAGAAGAUCGCGAGUUUUUAACCAAAUGCAAUGAUUUGUUGCAGAAUAAACAAAAGUUUAAUAUGAAAUUAAAACAUUUUGAAAAUCAAUAUUUAUUAGGUAACGAGAUAGACUCCUUGUUUGAUGACAAUUUGAGUGCCAUGAACAUUGCAUUCAUACAGUUGGACUUGCAUGAAGAAAAUUAUAUUGCAUAUGUAGCUGGUCGGGCAUGUUCUAAACUAAGUCAUAUUGAAUGCCUUGAAAACUUGACUACAAAAGAUAAAAAUAUCAUUACAAUUAUUAAUAUAAUAUAAUUAAUAUAAAUUACUUUUAUUUCUAUGAGACAGUAUGAUGAAUGUAAUUUACUCUAUCCAUUUAAAAGUACAAUUGAUUUUGUAGGUAAAAUUAUAUGUCUAUUCAAUACAAAUUUUAAUAAUUUAUUUACAGAAAGUAAGAUUGGAAUUAAAUUCAAUAUAAUAUCAUGUACCUAUCUAUAAUAGUAUAACAGUAUAAGCGCCUAGCGUAAUGUGUAUAGGCAACCACCGCGAUUACGUUAGGGCGUACGUAUGUCGUGUUUCUUACCAUAGACUGUCCAGUAUUGUCGUGUAUAGUGCACUAAUCAACGAGUCGAUUCGGAUCGCGAGAAUAAAAAGAAAGUCGUUCAAAUUUGUUCAAUUUUAUUCUCGUCCGUGUUCCGCCGUUGGAUCAUAUACUUACUACAGGCAACCGUGGUUAAAUGGUUAGAACGAAACGGUUCACGAAAUGUAUGAUUGUAUAAAAUUAUACAUCGUGGUGAUCACGCAUAUUAAACGCAGGUAUCGCAAAAUUAAAUUUACAAAAACGAUAAUAAAAUGUGCACAAUUUUUCGGUACACCAUAUCUGUCUAGCCGUUAAACAUUUGUCCAUCGUCCAAGUGAACGAUGUAACCGAAUCAUGUAUUCAUCCGUUCAUCGUUCAAAUUAUACCUGGACAAUAUUAAUUUAGUAAAUAUGUCUGUGGUUCAAACGAACGAUCCGAUCCAAAUGAACCGACCCGUUUUGCACAUCUCUAAUUCAAAAUAAUCAAAUUUCAAAGUUUUCUAAUUCAACACGUUCUGAUUAGAAACAAUGAUAUGAAAUGUACAAGUUAAUAACUAAUGGAGUUUCGUCUGAAAUACGUUCGGUUGUUUUAUUUUGAACUGAAAUAAUUUCGGCGGAAACAUUUUCUGAUAAUUUCGUGCUCGACCUAAAUAUGGUCGGUAGAAAUAUUUUCGGCAAAAAUACGGUUCGGCUGUAGUUUUACAAACCCCUAUACAGAACGCUAGAAAUCAAUGAGUGGUGAAAAUUUUAACUACAAAAUCUAGUUAUCAAUACUUACCAAUAUUUGACGGUAUUUUAUAGUUUUUAAUUGUUAAAAUUAUUUUCAGAUGAAUAAAUACCUAGUCAUACUAGUAAUACCUAGUAAUAUUACCUAGUAGUACUCUAUUACUUAAAAAAAUUAACUAAUUAUUAUUUCUGCUAAAUAUUAUUUGUAUAUUAAAUUAUACUAAAUUCAUUGGUAAAAUCAAGAUUUGGUAGUAUUAGAUAGUAGUUUUAAUAUUAAGUGUUUAAAAUAUUUUACGAUAAUGAUAUAAAUUAAUACAUGAUGGCCUUAUAAAAAAAAUUCUCUUUCAAGUGAUCAAUUUUGUUAAAUAAUGCGUAUUUGUAAUUAAUUCUGAUGUUCAAAUUAUUUAUUUUAUGUAAGGGAACAUGAACAGUGAAACUGUGAAAGUAUUAAAGUAGGUUAUAGAAUAUAGGCAAUAGGUAUUUUAUUUAAAUUAUAGUAUUAUAUUAUUAUUUAUUAUUAAUUAUAUUAAUUAGUGUAUUUUUUUUUUUUAUAUAUUAAUUCAUGUAUUCAUUAUGAUACAUAUUAGUAUACACGAAUAUAUCUUCAUUAGUGAUAUAAAUUAUCUAGCCCUAAUCAGAAUUACCAUUGAUUACCAGACCAUUGAUUAAGUAUACAGGUAUACUCAUAGGCAUGCGCAGACUUUAUUAGAAGACUGGGUAAAAAUCUUGUUUUGUCAAUAUCACCAGUGGGCAAUGACUGCGAAAAUAUUUUCCAGCAGAAGGAACUAAUUAAAUUGAUCUGAUAAAUAUUAUUAAUACAUAUUUAUAUUAUAGGGAAUUUAAUCAUCAUCAGCUUCUAAAGGCUAAGCCUUGUUGUUGUAGCCAUACAUGUCUGUCAGAUGCUGUCCUCUUGAGAUUUUGGUAAGAGGUAACACCCAUUCGUCUGAAAAUUUCUUCGAAGAAGGAUUUAGGGGGUUAAUGGGUGGAUCUUUUUCCCUCUAUUUUUCCUUCCAUAAUGAUAGUAAUAAACUCAUUAUUUCUAAGUAGACGUCCAAUCAGCUUUAUUGUUCUUUCUUCAUUGAUCUCGUUCAGCACUUCUUCAUUCGUCUUAUGUUCUAUCCAGCUUGUUCUAGUCAUUUUCCUCCACAUCCACAUUUCCAUAGGGGAAUUUAAUAGGUACUUAUAAUAAUACAAAUAUCACACUUUGCUUAAUACUAGUAUUCGUAUUAAAAACAAUUAUUAAUGAUAAAGAACUGGACCUUUUGUUCAUAUCACAGAUUGUUAUCAUAUUUAUAUCAGUCACGAACUUACGAACACGAUUAACUAAAUAAUGACUACCUAAAUAAAUGUAUUGAUAAAGGUUUAUUUGGAAAAAAUUCAACUCGCAGAGAGGGAACAGUUGCCGCCCCUCCCUGCCAUCCACAUGAACACGCCAAUAAGUAAACUUAAUCAAUGACCUGUGUUAGUAUAUGUUCUUGACUUCUCGUAUUGAUGCCAACAUUUGGAUCGUUGAUCUCGUUUACGUUUAAUUUGUCCGCUAGAUCGCAGUGUAACAUACAAUAAAUUAUUCUAAGCUAAGCAGAUACUUAUAGAUGGUAAUAGUUAUUUCAUGCGGCAAAUUGAUUUCUGUUUUACUCAGUUGUCUAUUUGUUUUAUCUGUUACAAAACAAAAACAUGUUUUGAGUAAAAAUAAUUGUAUAAGCUUUCACAAGUAACUAAUGUGUACAAUCCAAAAAUUAAGAUAUUAAUUAAUUCGUGGUAUAAUCUAUAAAUGCAUGUACUAUGUAGUAUGAAAAUACAAAAUCACAUAAAAAAAAAAAACUGUGGAAAAAUUCACAUUAAAUAAAUAAAUUAGAAAUGUAAAAUCUAUAUCCCAUAUUUUAAUAGCGCACAGGUGAAACGGGACUGGGAACGAACAACGGUUCAAUGAUUAGUGAAUAUUAUGGCGCGCGUAAGUAAAAACAAUAAUUUCUCAUAUUUUUUUUUCUUACGAAUGGCGACAUUGAUUUGAUGAGGAUUUUUAGGGUGAGGGCUAUAAAAUAACCGAACUUGUUGUUUUUUGUUUUUUUUUUUUUGGUAGAACUGUUAGAAAGCUGUACUAAUUAUGGGUAACAUAUGCUCACGAAUUAAAACUCUAAAGAGACCAGAUACAGGGUUUUCGAUUAAUAUAUUCUUGUUUCUUCCAUUAGGACUUUUCAAUAAAUUUCGUUGUUGAUAAUAAUAUUAUAAUAUAGUCGAUUCCUGUCUUUUUUCAGUUUAAUAAUACGUUUUUUUGCGAUGUUUGCACACUACACAAAUAGAACUAUAGGUACCUAUAUCUUUUUAAACGCAAUGAAUAUGUUUAUAACUAUAUCAAGAAUGUCGAUGAUGAAUCAUUAGCGCCUCGCCUUCCGUUUUAAUGUACCUUAUGUUAAUUUUAUUUUAAUAAUAAUAAUAACAUAAUAUAAUGAUCAAAAUUAUGCAAGAUUUUCGCAAACGUCUUAUUGUUUAUCGUAGGAAAAUGACGAGAAAAACUAAAACAAAACGAUUUCAACACAACAAACUGCAAGAGUUUGCACGCGUUUAUCGAGGAAAAUAAUUCCAAUAAUAAUAAUAAUAAUAUUAUUUAUAAUCGCGAUAAAAUAUUUUUUUCGUAUACAGUUGACUCCAAGUGAUCCGAGUGUGUACCUACACCUAUACACCUAUGUAACGCGCACAUAAUUAUUUCAACAGCUAAAUAUUUCCUCGAAAAGUAAAAAAAAAUAAUAAAAUAAAACACGCCCGCCGUAUGAACGCAAACAGCGAUUAUCUUAAGUUAUUCCAGUACGUAAAUACAAUAAUCAUUCGACCUUAUACUAUAAUACAUAAUACAUAUUAUGUUUGUUAUACUACUUGCUCCGAUUGAGCGAUUGCUCUCGAGGUUGAAAUUAAUUAAAAACUGACUGGAAUAUAACUACAUAAUAAACGAUAAUACACUUGCAUAAAACAUCGUGUUCAAUUUGUAUAACCCACCGGGCACCUACAUCGUGAAAACUACUCAUAACGAUACAAAGACGUUGAAAUUAUAAUAAUUUUUCGAGUAUUUUCCGCAGAAAAAUCUGAAAUUAUAAAUGCACCAUUAAUAAUGCAUGUAUUUUAAUUAAAAGUAGACUAUUGUUAAGCCGCACAAGUGUAUUGCUAGAUUGAUAUUUGAACAAGAAAAUAAUUACUAUAUUUUUUUUUUUAAUUUUCCAGAUUACCUGCAGUAUUUCAAUGAACGCUGUCAGUAAAAAUAUAACGAGUUGUUUUUUUCUUAAUUAGCGAUGCACGUAAUGAUUUUACCGUGAGCAGAGUCGACUUUGGGUAUGCAGGGGCUCUUCGGGACCCUAUUAGAAGCAACAUAAAAAUUGCACAUGAAAACGCCGAAAAGUAUUUAUGUUCGAUGACUAGUCUUUUGAAAUUUAAACGCUAUAACACACGCUGAGAAAAUCACCGGCGGACAAUAAUAUUAUCGUUAUUCAUUGUUAUGAUUGAAAUGAAAGACAAACGUACACCGGCGGCCGUACGAUUAUUAUUUCACGUUAGUUGCCAACAAUUUCCACGACUAUAACAAAUAUUUGGGUUUCGGAACGGUAUGUUCAGACCUAUUUGUUCAGUGACUUUGUGCGUUUCUUGAAGGUCGAAUGUCAACCAUAUUUUGUCGAUAGUAUAGUACAAUAAUAAAUAACUUUGCAGCCGCCGGUCGCUGUACACUGGUCAACGUGCUAAUCAAAUGCAUUGCUAGGUAAAGAAUUAGAGUUGUGUUUGCAUCAUUCGCAUUUGUGUUACCGGAAUUUUACAUUGUUUUGUUUAGAUCCGGAGAGUAGAGAGGGAUCUAUUGGUUUUACUAUGAUGUGCGUGUUUUUUUUUUCUUUUUUAUAUUUUUUGUGUCUGUGAACGACUUUGACAAGAGAUCGAUUUUGUUCCUUUUAACACGUAGCCACUUAAAAAGAAAGUCGUUUUUCGAUAUCUUAAGUAUUUUACAUAAUAAUUGGGAAAAACUAAAAAAAAGACGAAAUUUAAUAUACGAUUAUUUUCAAAUUACGGCACAACGAGUUCAUUAUUUUAAAUUUUAACGACUUGCGUUUUCUACCAUAAAUAUUGCUACAAUAGAAAAACGACAAGAGGCCUUUUUUUUUUAUUAAUAUACAAUAUAGUUAUUGAACAAGGAAGUCUUUUGUUUUUGAUUUUCUUUGUUGUUUUUUAAUAAUUGAGCAAAACCGAAAAAAAAUGCAUAAAGUACAAAAAUAAUUAUUUUAUUAUUUUCAAGGUUUUUUUUUUUUUUUAAUGUAAUAUAUUUUAAUAUAUUCAUAAAGACUUUAAAUUUUAACAAAAUAACGAUAAAUCAUAUUACAAAUGAAAACAGAAUCUGAACCAAAUUCAAUUAAACAUGUUUUGAAUUUACCUACGACUUUUAUCAACAUUUCAACUAAAGCUUACAUCAGUAGUAUAGUAAAACCAAUAAAUAUAUAUUCGUCAUCACUACGUUUCUUCUUCUUCUCUUUCAUGGCGAAGGAGAGUUAUGUAUGGCGCAUAAAUUUAAGUUCUGAUUUUGGAAUUUUUAAGUAUUUUGAAAGAAAAUAUUUUGUAAUACUUGAAUGUUUCACAAUACUUAACGAAUAUUAUGUGACAAGACCAUUUUUGGUUUUUCAAACGAUAACCUAUAUGAAAAAUUGUUGAGUUAUUCUAUUUUAAAUACUAAAGGACUGCACGAUUUCAAACAAGAAAUUGCCUAUAGAAAACUUCUAUGAUCUCCUCCCACAGGGAAAAUGGUAUUGCCAACUAUAAAAUGAAUUCCGCCAUCCUACAGAAACGAUAGUAAAUGUCUACUGGAAUCAAUAAGUUGGCUUUCCAUCAGUAGGAACUCGGAGCUUUGGAUUUGUUAAACACGUAACAUUAUAUGCGUCCUUGAGGUGAUUCCUCACGGAUGCAUAUAGUUUGUGUAGUAAAUUAACAACUUAUUUGUGCAUAUUUUUAUAAGUCGUUUGCGCAUAGAUUAAUUUUCGUGCAACCACUCGUUUGUGCACAGGUUAUUUUUAGUGCAAUCAAUCGUUUGUACAUACAUUUUUAAAAGGCCGUAAUAUUUUAACAAUACGUUUCGUUAGAUAAAUAUAGUUAAAUAAAGUUACAUUUGAAUGGUUCUGUAGAGCCCGUUUAUAUAAUUUCCAUGUUUCUGGACCAUUGCUCCAAGAAAAAGCACGAAAAGUUGCAAAUGAGAUAAGUCUAGAAAAUUUUAAAGUUUCAAAUGGUUGGCUUCAAAAAUUCCGAGAACGUCGUAAUAUUUCUUUUAAAAAUAUAUGUGGUAUAUAAGGUAUAUGAGGUAACUCUGUUGAUUCAAGUGUCGUAGAAAAUUGGUUCGAAAAAUUGAAAAUAUUAGUUUCAGAUUAUGAACCAAAAAAUAUAUUUAAUUGUGAUGAAACAGUUUUAUUUUUUCGUGCACUUUCUGAUAAAACAUUGUGUUUAAAAAACGAAACUUGUAGUGGAGGUAAAAUAGCUAAAGAUCGUUUAACUGUUUUAUUAUGUGUAAAUAUGGUCGGGGAAUUUGAAACUCAGUUAAUUAUUGGAAAGUCAUUAAAACCACGUUGUUUCAAAAGUGUGAAUGUAUCAGCGUUAGGUAUUAAUUGGAAAGCUAACCGUAAAGCGAGUUAAGAUGGAUUAAGAUUUAAUGACAGACUGGCUAAUGUGUUUUAACAGAAAAAAGGAAAUGGAAAAUAAAAAAAUUAUUCUAUCUCUAGAUAACGCUAGCUCACAUCCUGAUACAUUAAACUUAAAAAAAAAAUAAAACUAAUAUUCUUACCUCGAAAUACAACUUCAAUUUGCCAACCACUAGAUCAAGGAAUAAUUAAAAAUUUUAAAGUUCAUUAUCACCAAUGAUAUGUUUUAUCUAGAGUGGAUCAAAAUGUAGAAAACAAAUCUAUAAACGGUUUUAGAUGCAAUAUUUUGGAUAAAAUCCGCAUUAAAGAAUAUAGAACCAGAGACAGUCAAAAACUGUUUUAAAAAGUCGGGAUUUUUUUCGUCCGAUACAGCGGACUGUGUAAUGGAACAUGACAAUGAUGCAAAUUUACACAUAUUCUCAGAACUUGUACCGAGUAUUGUUGAAAUCGAGGACUAUAUUUCUAUAGAUAAUAAUAUCCUUACAGAAGAUAAUACAUUAAUCAUAUUAGAUAUAGUCAAUUGUAAUCUAGACAAUUUUAGUGAAAAAGAAACCAAACAACCCGAAGAAGAAGAAGAAGAAUACGAGUUGAUAUACAAUCCAACGUUUGAAGAAGUUUGGAAAAUAAUUAAUAAUUUAAAAACAUGUUUUAAUAAUAAAGAUGACGAGAUCGCAUUAUCAAUGGUAGCCAAUUCGCAAAUUCAUUGUGAAGAGCAGAAAAAAUGUACCCAAAAAAAGAUUACAGAUUUUUAUAAUUGUACAUUAACGUUAAAUAUUUUUAUAAACAUUUUUAUACACUUUUUAAUACAUACAUAUUAUACAUAUAUAUUAUAAUGAAUGACAAAUUAAUAUUUCAAUAUAUAUGUAUGUAUAUGUAUAACCAAUUUUCUACAGCGUCUCCCUAUAGUGGACGUUUAGUAAUUUCUCGCAAAUGUCCACCAUGUGGAGGUUUUCCGAAUAGUGGACAACUCCUUAUAGCGGACAGUUUUUUAUUCCCCGUAGCUGUCCACUAUGUAGAGGUUUUACUGUAUUUCUUUUCGACGACAGCUGCCAUCUAACAUUAUUUUUUAUUGAUUUUAAUUUAAGUCUAGUUUCAACCAUAAAUCCUUUAUUAUCGGCAAUACCAUUGUUUGCUUGUGUGUAGGUAGGUAUACAAUAAUAUUAUGCACGCGUGAAUAUGUAACAUAUUAUUGUGUAUUGUAAGUUAUCUUACAAUAUUUUGUGCACAAACGAGUUCCAGGUUUUAACCGAGACAUUUUUAAACGUGCGCAAACUAAUUGUAGUCAUUCCCCAUCGCUACGUUCAGAAUCUAAAAGUUUUAUUAUUUUUUUAAAAAAAAAAUCCUACACGAAUUUGUGUUCCAUACUAUACAGACAAAUAAUAAAAAGUGCCCAACAUCAGGAUCGCAAGUGUAUACUGUCGAACAGAGAAUAACGUAACAAUUAUUAAACUGAGAUGUUGAGAUUUUAUUAAACCACGUCCGUAUACUUAUAUUAUUAUUAUAAUAUGAACCGGAAAAAAUAUUAGAGACAUAAUAUCAAACAAAAUAAAUAAGAGACAUUAAUUAUAAAACUGCAUUUACACCCGAAUACUCGUGUACGUAUGCGCGUACAUAAUGUGUGUGCUACGGAUACAAGGUUUAUCAAAAGAAAAAAAAUAAAUCUUUUUAAGUUAAUUUAAUAUACAUCCGGUAAAACCGGAAUGACGAGUCGGCAGCACGUAAAAACUAUUAUAAAUCGCGUAUGUAUCUACUAUAGACUUACCGAUUUACACAUAAUACAAUAAAACAACAUCAUAGUAGGGAGGCGAAUAAACAACAUACUUUUUUUUUUUUUUUCUCUUUUAAAAACAUUUAAACGCCAGCCGAAUAGUAUUCCAUUAUUAUACAUAGCCGCAUACGCACGUACGCGGUAUUCUAGCGGUUUUCGGCAGUUUCACAAAACCGCAGAGGAAGUCGUCGGGACAUUGCAGUCGGUUUUGAAAUUCGUCGUGGUCGACGCCGGUCGCAAAGGCGAACCAACUUAUCACGACCCAUCCGAGUAA